GUCAUGGCCAAUGUGCGGCUGGAGUUCAGAAGCAGCGCCGGGGAUGCUGAUCCUCAGGCCAGGCCUCUACUGGUGCUCGGGCAGCUGCCCAACCUGCAACGGGCCCCCUGGGCGGAACUGAAGGGGAAGCUCUUCCCGAAAGUCACCGAAGAGAUAUGGCAGAGUGCCCUGAGCUCGCUGAGCCCCAACCCUACAGACAACUGCCCCCUGUACCUGAACUUUGCUACCGUGGCCGCGUUGCCCUCCCGAGUCAGCCGGCACAACAGCCCCUCAGCAGCGCAUUUUAUUACCCGGCUGAUCCGUAACAGCCUCCCCGGGGGGGCAAACCGCUGUAUCUUGAUGGUUUGCGAGCGCUCGGAGGUAUUCGCCAGCGCCUGCGCCAUCGCCCGGGCCUUCCCGCUUUUCAGCCGCCGCUCCAGCGCCUCCCGCCGGGCAGACAAGAAGAGCGUGGUGGUGGAGUUCCUUGUUACCGGGCAGAACAACGGCCCUAUGGAAGAGUCCACUCUGAAGUGCUUGGAGAGUGCCACGGAAGGGGUGCGGCUGGCCGCUCGCAUUGUGGAUACUCCGUGUAGUGAAAUGAACACCGAUCACUUUGUGGAGGAGAUUAAGGCUGUGGCGCGGGACCUGGGGAUCACUCCGCUCAUUAUAAGGGACGAGGAGCUGAAUCAGAGAGGAUUCGGAGGCAUCUACGGCGUGGGAAAAGCAGCAGAACACCCCCCUGCCCUGGUGAUCCUAAGCCACGCCCCCGAGGGAGCCACUCAAACCAUUGCCUGGGUGGGAAAAGGCAUUGUGUAUGACACCGGCGGACUCAGCAUUAAGGGGAAGACCACCAUGCCGGGAAUGAAGAGAGACUGUGGGGGAGCAGCGGCAGUUCUGGGAGCCUUUAAAGCAGCUGUGAAGCAGGGUUUCAAGGACAAUCUUCAUGCCGUCUUCUGUUUGGCGGAGAAUUCCGUGGGUCCCAAAGCCACGAGGCCGGAUGAUAUCCACGUGCUGUAUUCUGGGAAAACGGUCGAGAUAAACAACACGGACGCAGAAGGCAGGUUGGUACUGGCCGACGGGGUCUCCUACGCCUGCAAAGAUCUGGGGGCUGAUAUCAUUUUGGACAUGGCAACUCUAACGGGGGCCCAGGGCAUUGCAACCGGUAAAUACCACGCCGCCGUCCUGACCAACAGCGAGGAGUGGGAAGCCGCGUGCGUCAAAGCCGGGAGGAAAUGCGGGGACCUCGUCCACCCCCUGGUUUAUUGCCCCGAGCUGCACUUCAACGAGUUUUCCUCAGCCGUGGCUGAUAUGAAGAACUCUGUGGCCGACCGGGAGAAUGCACAGAGCUCCUGCGCCGGCCUCUUUAUUGCCUCCCACAUCGGGUUCGACUGGCCUGGGGUGUGGGUGCACGUGGACAUCGCGUCUCCUGUCCAUGCUGGUGAAAGAGCCACGGGUUUCGGGGUGGCCCUGCUCCUCUCCUUGUUCGGCCGCGCCUCUGAGGACCCCCUACUGAACAUGGUCUCCCCGCUGGGAGAAGACAAUAUCACAGACAACAGCGACGAGAGAGAUUCCAAAAGACGUCGGCUGGUGUAAACCUGCUCCCCCCCGAGGUUAUUGCCGGACCCCUUACAGGGCAGUUCUGAUACUGUACCCCCCCGGCUGUUAUGUAAUACGCGCACUGUCAUUGUUUAUUCUCCUUUGCAUUGACACAUGGGGGUGAUAUAAUUUCUACUGACAUAUACUGCUUUUUGGUGUAAAAAUGCUCCUCCAGUUCAUCGCCAACCACUAAUUAUCACUCCAAUUGAACCCCCUCCGCUGUGGUGUUGCCCCAGAGAUGUAAAGAAAGUGAUCCACCCCCCCCCCGCCCCCCCCAUCUCCACAGUUUUCUCUUUGUAACCUUUUUAUUAAUGCUUUUCAGCAGAAUACAAAUCAUUUGUUCGAA
This is a messenger RNA of Xenopus tropicalis (tropical clawed frog), 1921 nucleotides long. It is a transcript of the gene npepl1, whose product is annotated as aminopeptidase like 1. The record is from RefSeq and is marked provisional. Gene Ontology annotation, biological process: proteolysis. Bases 4 to 1572 code for a protein of 522 amino acids. The transcript is spliced from 12 exons. Gene Ontology annotation, molecular function: metal ion binding; manganese ion binding. Lineage: Eukaryota; Metazoa; Chordata; Amphibia; Anura; Pipidae. Gene Ontology annotation, cellular component: cytoplasm.